Molecule: messenger RNA, 2305 nt
Organism: Colletotrichum godetiae
Lineage: Eukaryota; Fungi; Ascomycota; Sordariomycetes; Glomerellales; Glomerellaceae
Product: PXA domain-containing protein
Exons: 3
Coding region: 233-2122 (629 amino acids)
Biological process (GO): early endosome to late endosome transport; endosome to lysosome transport; protein targeting to lysosome
Cellular component (GO): late endosome; extrinsic component of endosome membrane; early endosome
Molecular function (GO): phosphatidylinositol binding
Source: RefSeq, a predicted model, not a curated record
GGGAGACAAGCCCUUCCUUGUAACCGACCAGCACCGGGGGGCAGGUCCCCAGUUUCCGCCCGCCGUCACUCAACCACCUCACAGAUCAGCGUCGUCCGAAAUCUUGCUGGCUGCAAGUCAAACUUGACGACAGCUCAUUCUCGACUCUUGACUAUCGCCGCCAAAAGGACACACGCGCCCGACUUCCGUGCUUCGUACCAUGAGAGUGCGGUCGCGCCAACGAUAGACGGCCAUGGCAGCUGUCGCUACCCCUCGCGCUCCGACGCCGCGACCGAAAGCCCCCGCGACUGUCAGCUUCUUGAACGACCCGGCCGCGGCCGUUUCUACACCUUUGGCUACUCCCGGCGCCGAACGAACCCGCCCUCCGCUACAGACCAAUCCUUCCGCUCGCCGAUCCGCUCGACCUACCUCUACAGACUACCUUUCCGACAAAGCGACCGCCGCCUUCAUCCGCCGUAUCCUGUACUCCAAGCACCUGGCCGAAAGGGGGAGAGCAACCCCGUCCCCGAUCGAGGAACUGCUACCGCCCCUGACCAGCCGAAACGAUGUCGAUCUCCAGCUUUACGCACUCAUAUCUGUGAUAUUGAGGGAAUACGUACAGGUGUGGUAUAGCAAGAUCACUCCCGAUGACACCUUUGUGGACGAAAUCGUCCAAAUAAUCGCCCAUUGCACGAGGGCUCUAGAACAGAGACUGCGAAAGGUCGACCUUGAAAGCCUCUUAUUUGACGAGCUGCCUGACUUACUGGACAGACAUAUCCUUGCCUACCGCGCGGCGCAUGAUCCUGUGUCUCGAUCUCCAACCGAAAUAGACCCACGAGAAGUCUAUCACUCGCUAUUCUCCUUGGCUCCUUUGACGCCCAUACCUCGCCCCGAAGACCCCUUAUCUAUUGCAGGCCAGCAAGAGAAUGAGUCGCUUUAUCGUCAGCUGUUGGUACAGGGUGUUCUGGCUGUUCUCCUACCAACCGAGGACCUCGAAAACGGCUGCCUGACCUCCCUGGUUGGCCAAAUCUUCUCCGAGCUCAUCAUUGGCAACGUCCUCGCCAAUCGAAUUUCGCAGCCAUGGCUCAUUUACGAAAUCCUCAUUAUUCUCACUAGAGUUCUCGACAGGAAAGCAUCAGAGCCUAUCGAAGAGGGAGUGGCGGAGGCGUUGCAAGGCGGAUCAACAUCCGCGCUCCCCAGGCCUGCUCGUCGCAGUUGGUCCGUCCAGGGCGCAUUCUGGUCGCUCGUGCAAUGGUCAUUCCUCGCUUUCACAACUAUCCGCUUCCUCGUCAUCACUCUCGCAAUGUCUUCAUCCCUGCCACCAAGGUCUGACGGCGAGCUGAAUGAAAAGGACCAAGUGACUGGUCAAAUAUCGCAUUCAAAGACGCUGAAUCACACAGCUAGCUCGAAUGAAGUGCAGCCUGUCAAAACGCCGAUUGCUGCCUUUAAGCUGUGGAGUUGCGUAGCAGAUUUGAUCGAAAUGGACUCCCGCAUGCCUUGGUUGAGUGGAAUAAUGUCACUUUUCCAGCUCGGCGCAAUGAGCGGCCCAGGACGUGUUGCUGGUCUCAAUGGAGCCAUGGACAGGCUCAUUUCGCACACCAUUCACCAACGCCUCCUCGACGCCGCAUACCUGCCAACCGUCCUCCGCUCCAUCCGCGCCGCUCUCUUUCCCAACAACGCCCCCGGCGUCUCGACCUUGGUGGCCCCAUCAUCCGACGAGGACCUGCGUGCCUUGCGCCGCAGGUGCGCUAGCGCCAUGCUGGCCCAAAUCCCGCCCUGGUUGGCUGGUCUGUAUCUAGGCGGGCGAGGGCUUGGCUUCCGGUGGCGGUCCGGACCGGAGUCGAAGCCUGGUGCUGACGCUACUGCGUCUAUGAGCGAGAGCGAGGCCGGUGUUCCGAGCAAGGAUGGAGCUCAUAACGGUGACGAAACUAAUGAUGUAGGUAAUGGCAGCAAAGAGGACGAAGACGAGGAUCAGCAGCGAAUGCUGUCCGAGAUCGAAGAGGGCAUACUGGACAUCUUUUCCGACGAGUACUGCAACAAGCACCUCGUGUACAGCAUACUGGAGCUGAUCUUGGUGAGGUUGAUGCCGGAGCUGGCGGAGAAGGGCGUCGUCGAGCUUUGGGAAGAGCGUCUUAGCCUGUGACGGAUUUAUCAUGAACGAGUCCUAUGCCUUUCUGUGUGUUUAAGAUACCCUUGUUAGCCCGAGAAACGUAUUUUUUCAUUUCAUAUGAUGGGAAUAAGAGGCCUGGUACAUAUUUCCAAGCGAUGUUUCCCAUGAGAAUUCGCAUAUUGUGCACAAGAUGAAAUAGUCACGCGCGCAUUCUUG